GGAAGUGCUACAAUGCGUUCCGGUAUCAUUAACCUCAUGAACACUAUCUUGGGAGCUGGUCUUCUUAGUGUGCCCUAUGCCAUCAAAUGCGAUGGUGUUUUAUUGGGAAUAUUGUUCGUUUUGUUUUCAGCGUUCACCUCUGGUCUUGGUUUAUACCUAUUGGCGAUAUCAGCUUCAUAUACGAUUCCAGGGCAUGCUUCAUUUUUCUCUUUGUCGAAGCUAACGGUUCCCCAGCUUGGGAUUGUUUUCGACCUUGCGAUUGCCAUCAAAUGUUUUGGUGUAGCAUGCUCCUAUUUGAUUGUGGUAGGGGAUCUCAUGCCUCAAAUCGUAGACUCGAUUUGCCCUGACCGUACACUUCAAAAUCACCCGUGGCUAAUAAGCCGAACAUUGUGGAUCACCCUAUUUCUGGCCACCAUAUUACCGCUUGUCUACAAAAGAAAAUUGGAUUCCCUCAAGACCGCAUCGCUUGUUGCUCUUUCUUCAGUGGGGUACUUGGUGAUAUUAAUCGUGGUCCAUUUUUUGCACCUAUGGAGUGGAGGAAAGGAAGAUAUUGUCAAAGGACCUGUUCAUUUGCUGAAGCCAAACUCAGUGGUUGCGGUUCUGUCUUCAUUUCCGAUCCUUGUGUUUGGGUUUACCUGCCAUCAAAAUCAACUAGGGAUUAUUAACGAGCUUCACGACAGAUCGUUGGCAAGUGUCACGAAAAUGAAUGUUAUUUCAAUUGGGUCAGCUUGUGCUCUCUACAUCAUUGUUGGUCUUUCUGGUUAUCUUACUUUUGGCGACACCGUCUCUGGGAAUAUUAUUGCCAUGUACCCAAAUUCAAUUUCAUCAACAAUUGGAAGGAUUGCCAUUGUGAUUCUGGUCACUCUAAGCUACCCCUUGCAAUCAAAUCCGGCUAGGGCAUCUAUAAAUCACGUCGCGUAUUACAUUAAUGAGUCAAAUCUAGCAGAUUCCAUACGAUCUCUCUCAAGAUCAACAACUAGCUCGACGCUCAUGACCACUGAAGAGCGUCGAAUUUUGAUAUCUCAGGCUCCACCUCUUAAUGGGACUACUCUUUUCGAUGAUUCUUUUGCCGACGACGAGGAAAAUGAAGGUGUCCAUUAUGUGGAACUUACAAACACAAAACUAGUGGUGAUCACAACUAUUAUCGUCGUGUCAUCCUACAUUGUUGCCAUCACAGUGAAGUCGCUUGCUCAUGUGCUAGCAAUUGUGGGUUCUACAGGUUCGACAUCCAUCUCAUUUAUCCUGCCAGGAUUUUUUGCAUACAAAUUGAUAGGAGAUGGUAGCGCAUCACUUUCUACCAAGGAAUGGAUUCUAAAAUACGCUGGAUUGUUGUUGCUUAUAUGGGGCUUCAUCGUGAUGACAAUCUGCUUGUCUGCUACUCUUUUCUUGGGUGCGACUCAUUGA
Ogataea polymorpha is the source of this 1404-nucleotide messenger RNA. RefSeq lists its product as uncharacterized. Gene Ontology annotation, biological process: amino acid transmembrane transport. Lineage: Eukaryota; Fungi; Ascomycota; Pichiomycetes; Pichiales; Pichiaceae. Bases 13 to 1404 code for a protein of 463 amino acids. The record is from RefSeq and is a predicted model, not a curated record. Gene Ontology annotation, cellular component: fungal-type vacuole membrane. Gene Ontology annotation, molecular function: L-serine transmembrane transporter activity; L-glutamate transmembrane transporter activity; L-histidine transmembrane transporter activity. The transcript has a single exon.